AUGGUUGUUUUCAACUGUAAAUAUCGCGGUAAAUUGUCAAAAGUUGUCAUUGGGAUUCUUAUGUUCAUUUCAAUAAUUUGGUUGCCUAAUAGAUCAGAAGCUAAACUUGUGCGAUUCGAAGAAAGAUCCACAACUGCUCCUGGAAUCUGCAAUGAACGACGUACAUUAAAAGAAAGGUACGUUUGGCAAGAAAUGAUCCCGAUGUCCUUCACUCGUUUUCAAUUUAAAUUUAAAUUCAGAAACUCCAUGAAUUUCGCUCAGUUUACGUGGGCAAAACACGGCUACCUUUGUCUGUCCUCACCCAACUCCAAUCCAGUUGUAGACUUAACAAUAUGUAUGGAUGUUGCAUCUAAUCCAGGACCGGACCACCAAAUUACGCACAGUUUAAAAGUUCUCUAUCUUAAUUCAAGGAGUCUGAAAGCUUUUAUACCUCUUGACGAAACCUCACUCAAGGUAUGCAAGAUAACACUUUUGCAACAACUAGUUCAUGGCGGCGGUUAUGAUGUGGUGUGUAUAUGCGAGAUCUGGUUGAACGAAAGCAUUCCCGACAGUGAAAUACUACCUGGUUACAACAUAUUUCGCAAAGAUCGAGCGAACAAGAUUGGUGGUGGCGUUUUAGUCGGCAUUAAGUCAGACUUGGAAGCAUCGUACCGCCCAGAUCUUGAAAGACCAAACUGUGAGCUUGUCGUUAUACAACUUAAACAAACGAACAGUAAACCGGUGACCCUGUACACCUUCUACCGUCCACCUAACGUUGCACCCGAUGCCUUGCACAAACUGAAUGAUUCACUCCAAAGUAAGUCAGAAAAUGAUGGCGUUGUAGUUGUAGGAGACUUUAAUCUUCCUGGCGUGACAUGGUCUGAGGAUCACACAAUACCAAUGAGCUCAAGAGGACAUAUGGAAAAUGAGCUUUUCUGUGAACUGUUCAAUGACAAUUUUCUUCAACAGCAUAUCACAGGAUCUACGCACCUCGGGGGAAAUAAAUUGGAUUUGCUACUAUGUAACCAACCUGAACUAAUCCGAGAUAUUAGGACGCUGGAUCAUUGUGAUUUCCCCAGUGAUCAUUUUCCAGUCGAGUUCUCAAUUACACAAACUUUCUGUCGAGCUCGUCGUAUCCGACUUAAUGUUUAUGAUUUCAAUCAUGGAAGAUUUCAAGAACUUCGAACGUUCCUACAGAGAACACCGAUUGAAAUGGAUCUCACAGAAAAUAUUGACAAGUGUUGGAUGCAAUGGAAAAGUAAUUUUCAAGCAGCCAUUGAUCAAUUUGUCCCUGUUAAGACGAUAACCAAUAAAAAUUCUCCACCAUGGAUUGACUGUGCGGUUCGAUAUCUCAUUCGAAAGAAAUAUACAGCACUGAGAAAGUACCGUUUGGAUAAGUCAGAUUCUCGGAAAUUGAAACUACGAACAAUCAGUCAAAACGUUAAAAAAUUAAUCAGGCGAAAGCACCGUGAAUAUCUUCAUAAGAUUGAAUCAUCGUUCUGUUCCAAUCCUAAAACAUUUUGGUUUUAUCAUAAAGCUAUGCUUCACAAUUGA
This is a messenger RNA of Paramuricea clavata, 1533 nucleotides long. Lineage: Eukaryota; Metazoa; Cnidaria; Anthozoa; Malacalcyonacea; Plexauridae. The record is from the annotation of a GenBank genome assembly.